AUUAAAGCAAAUAAAAUGUAAUAUUACAAUACUCGGUAUAUAAUCAAUUACUACAUUAUCUACAACAUAUUAACUACAAAAAUACACAGUUUAGUGUGUGAAAGAAUGAAAACAAAAGGCAUACCAGGUUGAGCAAAUCGGGCAUAAAAAUAAGUCGAGAACAGCCAAGCUACCCAUGUCAAGUCUCACGUAUUCGGCGUGAGACUCACGCAUUUGAACGUCCUGUCACUCUCUCAUGCUGGUACAUGAUUUUCUCACGCAUUUUAAACAUUAUAGCAAAACAAAAAUUAUACCUAUAUAUUUUUUGUUGUUAAGUCUAUCUCGACGACUGACAAACAAGCCUGCGACUGCCAGCCGGCCCAGUUAAACAUAUCAUAUAAUAGGUGUCCACAUUGUUUAUUGGUCAGAAUCUCGAACCUUGAUCUAUUGUCAGCGCGCUUAUUCACUGUGCUGGUUUAUUCGGAUUCACGAUGUCGGACAAAAUCUCACUCCUUGCGAAAGUGGGGAGGAGGGGGGCUGUGAAUCCAUACCUACCAACCUUAUAUAUAUAAUCAGAUGGCUUAACCACGACACCACCAAGGCCGGUGAUAUCAAGCUGAAAUAUUUUUUAUACAUGUAGCUUUAUCAUGUACAGUUAAAAAUCAAGUCACACUUGCAUGAAAAUUAAUUCAAGGGGCAUAAAGUGUCCAAAAAUGAAAUUGAUCCAUGUUUCAAAGUGUUAUAUUUGCUCUUUGAACUUUGGGGCCCGGUAUAGGGGACAUGUAUUGUUUGAGUAGUACUCUCAGAAUACUUCUUUUUAAAUGGGUGUCGGUCACACCCUGGUUGUUGUCUACAUCACUCCACUACUAUAAAAUGGGUCAAUUAAGUUACACAGCAAGCCAAUAUAUGUUUCUAAAAGGUGGCCCAACAUAUUUCUGACCCCAAAGCCAUAAUUAAAGAUGUGUGUUACAGUACCAGCAAUAAUCAACAUUUGAUGCAGGUGGCCCAACAUAUUUCUGACCCCAACGCCAUAAUUAAAGAUGUGUGCUACAGUACCAGCAAUAAUCAACAUUUGAUGCAGGUGGCCCAACAUAUUUCUGACCCCAACGCCAUAAUUAAAGAUGUGUGCUACAGUACCAGCAAUAAUCAACAUUUGAUGCAGGUGGCCCAACAUAUUUCUGACCCCAACGCCAUAAUUAAAGAUGUGUGUUACAGUACCAGCAAUAAUCAACAUUUGAUGCAGGUGGCCCAACAUAUUUCUGACCCCAACGCCAUAAUUAAAGAUGUGUGUUACAGUACCAGCAAUAAUCAACAUUUGAUGCAGGUGGCCCAACAUAUUUCUGACCCCAACGCCAUAAUUAAAGAUGUGUGUUACAGUACCAGCAAUAAUCAACAUUUGAUGCAGGUGGCCCAACAUAUUUCUGACCCCAACGCCAUAAUUAAAGAUGUGUGUUACAGUACCAGCAAUAAUCAACAUUUGAUGCAGGUGGCCCAACAUAUUUCUGACCCCAACGCCAUAAUUAAAAAUGUGUGUUACAGUACCAGCAAUAAUCAACAUUUGAUGCAGUUGGCCCAACAUAUUUCUGACCCCAACGCCAUAAUUAAAGAUGUGUGUUACAGUACCAGCAAUAAUCAACAUUUGAUGCAGUUGGCCCAACAUAUUUCUGACCCCAACGCCAUAAUUAAAGAUGUGUGUUACAGUACCAGCAAUAAUCAACAUUUGAUGCAGGUGGCCCAACAUAUUUCUGACCCCAACGCCAUAAUUAAAGAUGUGUGUUACAGUACCAGCAAUAAUCAACAUUUGAUGCAGACUCAUCUGGCCGAUUUCACGUCUGGGUUUCAUAACACCAGGUUAUAUAAAAACCUAGGUUUAACACUGGUUUACGUAAAACGCAGAAAAACAUGACCAAGACCUAAAACCGUGGUGCAUGUCACAUGUGUGUGUUUUACCCGUGUUUACAAAACCACGCUUUUUACAUGGGUUACCCGCAGAUCUAAAAAGGGACAUAAGCGAGGGAUAGCUUACACUUCAUUACUUUGUAGUUCAAACUUGUUGAUAGUAUAUUAUUAGCAUUCGCAUACAAGAUUGGGGGGGGGGGGGGGGGGUAUGUCAGCUAUCUCCUCCCACUUCCCCCCCCCAGUCUGGGGUAAACCAUGUUCGAGCAAAAAUUAUGGAGAUGUUUGACCAAAAUAAGUUGGCUUGAAAAUGUUUCACUGUGUAUUUCCAUCAUUCUACUCACAAUAUUAGUUAUAAUCCACAUAAAAUGCAUACAGAACCCUUCAUAGCUCUUGGUAAUAAUGCUCAGAUGAAUAAACGUUGCCAGAAUUGGGCAUUUCCCUUUAAUUGGGGCAAAAACCUCCCACUCCAAAAUAAAAAAGGGACCUGUACGCCUGAGGGUAACGAGAAAACGUUUUGUUAAAUUUUCAAACCUGUAGGCCUAUCUCGCCUUUUUUUCCCCUUUAUCAAGAUGAGAAAGCAUGUCAUUAUAAGACUGCAGUCUGUGAUAGACGUUUAAAGAAUUUGCAUUCAUGACUGUUUUUAGUGUUAAAAUUAUAACAAAAUGUCAUUUUAAUGCAAUUCAUUAUAUAUAUUUUUAGCACAAUAAAGAUAACUUUUG
Gigantopelta aegis is the source of this 2597-nucleotide messenger RNA. RefSeq lists its product as uncharacterized. The transcript is spliced from 2 exons. Bases 974 to 1885 code for a protein of 303 amino acids. Lineage: Eukaryota; Metazoa; Mollusca; Gastropoda; Neomphalida; Peltospiridae. The record is from RefSeq and is a predicted model, not a curated record.